UUCCUCAAACAACUCCCCCACUUUGCGUUCGACAGUCCGCGUACGCGUCCGCGUUCCCCGUGGCCGGUAGGCGGCCGACCGGGCGUACGUGGGCCCUCUAGUGUAGCUGCACACAUGCACGCGACAGCAUCUGACCGCCGUACCAGCCGCCGCAGCCGUAGCUGCCACCGCCGUAGCUCGUCGCGGAUGCUCGUGUUCCUGCGAUAACGAUACUUUGCUCUUUCCACCGAUCUCGCACCGCGAACACCUCGAGGAACGAUCGAGGGGAAAGCUGAAUCGCGCUGUGUAUGUGAAACUUAUGACGAAACGGUACCGCACGUGUGGAACGCGGAACCACGGGAAAUAUUCGGCAGCUUCAAAUGUGACACAGUGAUAUCGUGACAGUUUGCAAUGGAAUCGAAAGGAUUUUGAGAGAGAUUUACGAUCGAACAUGCUCGCGUACGUUCUGCUGGAGAGCAUCGAAACUGUUCGCGAGUUCACUGAUGGGUGACGCUGUGUCUGACACGUUGAUGACAGGUCAGAGGGACAGUAGGAUUUUUGAAUAUUCGCGGGCUGCAAGGUGCAUGAUUCUACGCGGUGAAAAACGCGUGGACCAAUCGUCUAUAGAACAGCUGACAGUUGGCGCUGGUGGCAAUUAGAGAAAUCGCCGCGAAGUGUUUGGCAGUCGGAUUCGAUGACAGGUGAAUUGCACGGGAAGCGGAGGCAGGAACUAUGCGAUAAUAACGACCAUACGUGUUUGUCACGCUGUUCCGUUUAAUAACUAUAUCUAUCGCGAAGUGUUCGUGUAAUGGACGCGACUGAUAAAUUUAUGUAACGAGUGACUGCAGAGCCGGUGACCGUGCGAGACUGGGAUACGUUCGGAACGUGUCGGAGGAACAUAUCUGUGCUUAUCAGUGUAGUGUUUCUUUAGGAAUAUACUGUGAUAUCGAAGGAUAAUAAACAUCCACAGGAUAUUUUAUAUUUGUAAAGACGUUUCUCCUUUGUGACAUUAAUAAUAUAAAUGUCGAAGAAGCAAAGAUACAUCGAAUGAACCUACUCUGUCUGGAGUGAAACUAUUGGUUUUGCAAGUGUAACGCGAUACUAGUGAUAAACAAGAUCGACGCAUCUGAUCAACAAUAAAAUAGGACGUCUAAUAGUACAAGAGGAGGAAGAAUAGCGAAACUUGUCCGAUAAAGAGAGCCAGCAGGUGACCACGUUGGAUCUCGCGGCGUUGGCUGCUUACGGGGGCGUUUCGGGACCCAGGGUCGCGGUGGCGGGCACCGGGGUCCUCGCGCUACCCGGCCUGAUACCCGAUAAGGGUUUAUCAUCGCCCGGAGGACAGUCGAAAACAAAGUCCGCAGGGCUGGCGGGUCUCGACAGCGAGGCGGUGCGCCGGUGGGUCGCCGAGGCCGCGCGGACCGUCCGGCAAAUUCCGCCUCCGGUUGUCGUACCAUCUAGUUCGCAACAACAACAGCAGCAGCAGCAGCAACAACAUCAACAACAGCAGUCGGUUCAACAUCAGCAGCAUAGACAGCAACAUCAUCAUUCCAUCCAUCGACAGCGUCAAGAGUCGAGCCCGCCCUCGGUGGCCGCUUCCUCUUUCGUUUUGCCGUCGUCCAUGACGCAGACCCCCAGCAUGCAUCUGCUGGAGAACAAUAACCUGGUGGAGGUUGCGAUGGUUCAACAGCAACAACAGUCUCAACAACAGAUGCAGAUGCAGCCACAGAAGCAAAAGCAGACCAGCCCGACGAAUAACAACACCAUCGAGGCUUGGAGAUCCAUUCAAGGUGGUCACCAGUGGUGGAGUCCGCCAAGUACCGUUCAUCAAGAGCAACAGCAGCAACAGCAAGUGUCACCUCUCGGUCAGCAAGUCCCUCAGUCGCAGAGUCUGGUUGCUGGCACGGUAUGCGGUCAAGUACAAAGACAGUCGCAGAUUCAAUCGGAAAUCGAUCAGCCUUUGGACUUUUCGGUGGGUUCCCUUCAACAACAGAGGCUACAUUCUCGCGUAAGGACUAUACACGAGAGACUGCAGAGUAGGAUGCACGACAAUAAUAACGGUACAGCCGGUAGCGGACAGAAGAUCGUCAGAGGGACUGGCAGCAGGAGAAGUUUCAGUCCCAGUGAUGGUAGCAGCAGCAGCAGCGAGGACGAAGGGGUCUCCACCGGCGGGAGUCCUUCUGGCCCCCUUCGAGGCACCGAAAACGACUCGUGCGAGCAGCCGGUUGCGGAUCGACCUUACGGUAAAGUGUGGAUAGGCGAUAACGAGGUCACGUGGCGGACCGAACAGUCUUUCAAGAGGACCUCACCCUUAAAUCCUUGUACCACCACGACUACCACGACAACGACAGGUGGCGGAGCACCGGCACACCCCCACCUGUCACCACCUAUUGCCGCCCCCGUAACCACUCCCGAUCACAGAAGUCCCAGCAGUCUGCACGUGAAACUCGGUAUUUCUCCUGCCAGCGACGCGCUCGGCCGAAUCGAUAAGGAGCCAGCCUCGCCGGAAUCCAUACAAGAUGCAGACCUUCAUGGUGAGGUGGAUGGACCCGAUCUCAGUGGUGACGAUAGGAGUAUCACCAGUGAUAUUCAAGAUGCCACUGAGGCGAAUCUCGAUCACGAUUCCAUGGACUCGGAUAGGGAAGCUCUCAACCUGGUCACAGACGUGUCGCACCGCAACAGCAGCAGCGGAACCAGCGGCAGCGCCUCCUCGCCUAGUUCCGGGGUGAGCAGCCAGAUAACCGGAAGUCAUCAACAACAGCAGCACACGGCAGGACAGCAGAACAGCAGCAACUCGCAAGCUGCCCUGGCUGCUCAACUAGUCAGCCAGCAAUUGCUGAUGCAUGGACCUCUUGGUGCUCUCGGGCCACAGGAGAUUCAGGCAUUGGCUUCGACGUUCCAACAACAACAACAUUCGCUGCAGCAACAGUUGCAGCAGUUGGCAAUGUUUCAGCAAGCCAACUCUGCUGCAGCGGGCCAGCUUCCGGCGCAGGCACAGUUCUUCUUACAGAACCAGGGGCUGUUGCAGAGCGGUGGCUACUCCUCAAGAUCCAGUCAUCCGCGCUCACAGUCCAUGCAGGUGCAGCAGGCGGUAGCGCAGGCAGCGCAGCAACUACAAGCUUUACAAAAGCAGCAGGCUCUUCAGGGUAGCGGAGGCCUAGUUGGUCGAAGUUUAGGGCAACAAAGGUCACCACCGCCACCUGGCACGCCUCCAGCGGUGAAACCACCGCCCCCGAGGCUUGAACCAUCGCCGGAAGAGACUACGGACCUCGAGGAACUGGAACAGUUCGCCAAGACCUUCAAACAGAGGCGGAUCAAACUCGGCUUCACCCAAGGCGACGUUGGCCUAGCUAUGGGCAAACUUUAUGGCAACGAUUUCUCUCAGACGACGAUCUCCAGGUUCGAAGCAUUAAAUCUUUCUUUCAAGAACAUGUGCAAACUGAAACCCCUCCUACAAAAAUGGUUGGAAGACGCGGAUAAUUCGUUGAACAACCCGAAUUCUCUUUCGAAUCCACUUACUACACCGGAAGCCAUCGGCAGGCGGCGGAAGAAGAGAACAUCGAUAGAAACUAGCGUGAGAGUUGCUCUGGAGAAAGCGUUCGUACAGAACCCGAAACCUACUUCUGAAGAAAUUACCGUAUUAGCAGACACUUUAGCCAUGGAGAAGGAAGUUGUUCGGGUGUGGUUUUGCAAUAGACGACAAAAAGAAAAAAGGAUCAAUCCGCCAACAGCAGCAAUGGGCAGUCCAACAAUGGCGUCUCCAGCACCAUCAGUCUUCGCAUCACUAGCAAGUUCCAUGUCUGGUAGUCCUCUAGCUCUCACGACGCACUCUUCAGGCAUGGGACACUCUCACCCUCACCCCACACCCCUCGGUUCACCACUACCCUUGGCUCUGGUGGCUUCAGCAGGUGGAAACUAUCACCCACUGAGUGGCAAAUCCCACGAGUGACACCAACAGCCCACCCAUCAAGGGGAUGCGCUUUUCCAUCAACAUCAUCAACAGCCAUCACAUCAACAACAACAACAACAACGACGUUUGUGCAAUCUACCUGAAUUUUAUCACUAAUCCGUCAGCUGGUCCGUCGUUGGCGAUGAUUCAAUGACUAUCUAGCGAACGCCCGUCGGCGGAUUUCGUUACCAAAGGGAAUUUGACGCGAUGGAACCAAUAGGAUCAGGGAAUGGAGCAGAGAUUUUGGACUGCUAGCUGACUUCACGAUACGAUUCGAAACAUAUCCUGGUGUCGAGAGAUUUCAUUUGGAAGAGAUUAUGUCAGAAGUGGAUGCAAUCUUUAAUUAUGGUUAUGAUUAAUCAAUUUCAAUCAAAAUCAAUGAUCAAUCAAGGGAAGAGGAUGAUCGGAGGAGGAAUUAUCAAGGUAUAUCUAUCUCAUAAAGAGUAUACGAGUAACAGAGAGGCAUUAUGGAAAGGCAUCAAACAUGGUACGCCACAAAGAGACUCUUAGGUAAAAACUUAAACUUCAAGAAAUGCAGUGUAUCGUCCAAAGACAUCGAUUUAUCGAACAUCGUGUUUCGUUGAACGUUUCGUAUUUUUCUCACAGUAUUAUAUUUAUCGGCUGAAUUAUUCGGUUGGAAGCGUUGAUUGUAGUGAUGAUGAUGUCACGCGGAACGAAGUCUUCAAAGCUUAUGUGAUUAUUAUACAUUGUAUAUAAAAAUAAUGCAAUUUUUCCAACUUGAAAUAUGCAUUUAUUUCAUUUGAAAAAAUUGAAGAAACGAUGAUACAAAUUACAGACUAAAUUUGAAUUCAAUCAAAAUUCAAAAUGGCUUUGAGGUCUUCAUUCCCGCAUAGCAAAUAGUGCAGGAUCGUUGCCGCCAUUCGACAUUUAUUUACAAGAUGUAAUUAACGACGCGAAUAUAACCGGCCGCGAACCGUCAUAAAACAGUACCUUAAUCGGUUUCUGCAGUUUCUCAUUUGAAUUAUCAUGAAAUAUUUAUCAUGGGGGGAAUCGUUCGACGAUACCUGUAAUUAUCGACUGGUUUUCCUCUGCGUCCUUCGAGUUUCCUUUUGCCCAUCGGGCGAUUCAACGUCGUUUCGAUCACGCACUACAUUUCGUGCGUGCUGUUUCACGAUCUCGAAGAAUCCGAGAAUUAAACUUUUCGAAAUCGUGAAGCCACCGAAGAAAGAUGGAGUAGUGGAAUAUUUAAAUUUUUCACGAGCAUUCGUCCAACGAAUCACGACGGAACACACGAUCGAGAUUACAACGAACAACCAGAGAACACAUGGAUCGGACGUGUUAAAUCUUCCUGCCGUUUUGCUGAAUUCAUGGUGUCGCGAUCGACGGUUCCUUCGAAGAGGGCGAACACUUUUUACAAGUACUCGCCUCUUCGUGGUAAGCAGGGUUUACGUGCCACUUACAAGGGAGUCUCCAAUUUCUCAAGAGAGAAAGUUCGUCUAUUACUAAAGAAAAGAAGCACCAAGUUCGUGGAAACUGGAAUGUUCACUGCCACUGAGAAAUAAUACAAAAUGGUAGAUUCUAAUUUCUUCUAAUGAAAAUCAACGAUUAAUCGACAGUUUGGAUUUUACGAAAACAACCACUCGCUUAAUUUCAUCAAGUAAAAGAAAUAUUAUACAAUUCAGAUGAGCUUUUGAUCUUCAAGUUUCAAGUUCCCUUUGAGGUGGUGAACAUGCGGCGAAGUCCGACAAUACGAUUGUACAUUAUUACGCAUACGCGUGCGUGUCUGUCUUCAUACAUAUCUGUGUCAUAAAUUUGUAUAUGUAGGCAAAAAGAAAAAAAAAAAGAAAAGAUAAGAUACAAAGAAACGUGCGGGCCUAAUAAUACCGUAAAAACAAAGAGUGGAAGAAAAUAUGGCUCGUAUAUCGUCAUCGACAAAGUCCUCACUCGCGUCUUGGUCGAUUGAUUUUCAACGAAUUGUAAUUACUCAAGCCAAAGUAUCUUCUAAUUAAAGUAAAAGAAGGUAACGAAAGUUACAUUUCCGAGAGGGUGAAAAUGGAUGGCAUGCUCAUAUUCUCUGUUUUUUAGACAGACACGAGGUUUAGCAGUUGUAGAUACGUCUGUACCUGUACAUACGGCAUAUAUAGACAGGCUACUUGGGAAUUAUUCCACAUAUGUAGCUCGUAUACGUUUGCGCCAGUCGAUUGAAUACGCUCGUGGUCCGAGAGUUCGCGUUGACGCCGUGUUUUGAAACCGAGAAAUCGGUUACGAGGCUGAUGGCAUUUAUUAGAAGCGCGAAUUCUGAUCUUGGAGCGCACAGAUCGAUUCUUCCAGGUGGUAAGCACCCGGUGACUAGUUAAAGGCUAUGAUCUUGUACAACCAAGGUGACGGAAACAGUGUUUGAAGAGAUUUACAUACAUGUAGAAGUUUGUGCUAGGAAUUGUCCAUAUACAUAUAUAUACAUAUAUAUAUAUAUAUACAUAUAUAUAUAUAUAUAUAUAUAUAUA
Bombus terrestris (buff-tailed bumblebee) is the source of this 6390-nucleotide messenger RNA. RefSeq names its product POU domain, class 2, transcription factor 2. Gene Ontology annotation, molecular function: DNA-binding transcription factor activity, RNA polymerase II-specific; RNA polymerase II cis-regulatory region sequence-specific DNA binding. NCBI's taxonomy places the organism in Eukaryota, Metazoa, Arthropoda, Insecta, Hymenoptera, Apidae. The transcript is spliced from 10 exons. The record is from RefSeq and is a predicted model, not a curated record. Gene Ontology annotation, biological process: regulation of transcription by RNA polymerase II. Bases 1598 to 3925 code for a protein of 775 amino acids.